Messenger RNA from Salvelinus sp. IW2-2015, 5392 nucleotides. The record is from RefSeq and is a predicted model, not a curated record. NCBI's taxonomy places the organism in Eukaryota, Metazoa, Chordata, Actinopteri, Salmoniformes, Salmonidae.
CAUCCUGUUUGAAGACCACAGCCUUCUCUUCGUGGGGCCUCGGCACUCCAGCCAGGUCAAAGGUCGCCCCCGGAGCAAGAUGGCCGCCGGCGGUCCACCCUGCCUCUGUCUGCCGGCCCUGCUGCCCCUCAGCACUCUGUUGCUCUGUAUGCUGCUUACUGGCUUCCAUGCCUUAUCACAGCCAAGAUUCACUAAAGUUCCCGUAGACCAGAUUGGCGUAUCUGGGGGUGUGGUCUCGUUCGUGUGCCAGGCGACAGGAGACCCUAAGCCCCGGGUGAGCUGGAACAAGAAGGGGAAGAAAGUCAACUCCCAGCGCAUUGAGACUAUAGAGUUCGACGAGGGUGCCGGCGCCGUCCUUCGGAUCCAGCCUCUACGAGCGCCGCGGGACGAGAACAUCUAUGAGUGCGUGGCGGAAAAUAGCGAGGGUGAGGUCAACGUUAACGCCAAGCUGUCCAUCAUCAGAGAGGACUUGCUCCCGGGAGGAUUCCCCAACAUAGACAUGGGGCCCCAGCUGAAGGUGGUCGAGCGGACCAGGACGGCCACCAUGCUCUGUGCUGCCAGCGGCAACCCCGACCCAGAAAUCACCUGGUUUAAGGACUUCCUGCCCAUAGACCCCAACGCAAGUAACGGGCGAAUCAAACAGCUGCGCUCAGGCGCCCUGCAGAUUGAGAACAGCGAAGAGACGGACCAGGGGAAGUACGAGUGUGUGGCGUCUAACGUGGAAGGCGUGCGUUACUCAUCCCCUGCUAACCUAUAUGUGCGAGUCCGCCGCGUGCCCCCUCGCUUUUCUAUCCCGCCGACCAGUCACGAGAUGAUGCCAGGUGGCAGUGUGAACAUCACCUGCGUGGCGGUAGGGUCGCCCAUGCCGUACGUCAAAUGGAUGCUCAACUCCGAGGACCUGACACCGGAAGACGAGAUGCCGGUGGGUCGGAAUGUUCUGGAGCUCAACAGCGUGCGAGAGUCUGCCAACUACACAUGCGUGGCCAUGAGCAGUCUGGGCAUCAUCGAAGCGGUGGCGCAGAUCACCGUCAACCCUGCCCAAGCCCCCAGGCACCCAAUGGUGACCGAGACCACGGCCACCAGUGUCACCAUCACCUGGGACUCGGGCAACCCAGACCCCGUGUCUUAUUACAUCAUCCAGUACCGCGCCAAGUCUCCUGACAGCAAGUUUGAGACCAUGGACGGCAUCACCACUACGCGAUACAGCAUCGGGGGCCUCUACCCCAACACAGAGUACGAGAUCCGCGUCUCAGCCUUUAACACCAUCGGCCAGGGUCCCCCCAGUGAGCCGGUGGAGACCCGGACUGGGGAACAAGCCCCGGCCAGUCCGCCCCGCAACAUCCAGGCCCGGAUCAUCUCCCAGAACACCAUGAUGGUGCGCUGGGACGAGCCUGAGGAGCCCAACGGACAGAUCAAAGGGUACCGGGUGUACUACACCAUGGACCCGUCCCAGCCCAUGAGCCUAUGGCAGAUCCAUAAUGUCCAGGAUAGCAUCAUCACCACCAUCCAGAGCCUGGUGGCAUCUGAGACCUACACCAUCCGUGUCCUGGCCUUUACCUCGGUGGGCGACGGGCCCUUUUCCGACCCCAUCCACGUCAAAGUGCUGCAAGGAGUCCCCGGACAGCCAACAAAGUUCCAGGUUGGUGCUGUGUCCGACACAAGCAUGGAGUUGACCUGGGAACCUGCCUUCCAGAAAGAGGGGAUCAUCAGCUUUGAACUCCGGUACAAAGAGGGCAGUUUUGGCAGUCAGGUGACCAAAACUUUCAGCCCCACUGCUUCAUACGUCGUUGAGGGUCUGCGGGCAAACACGGAGUACUACUUCUCUCUGGCUGCCAUUUCCAACAAAGGCAUCGGAGCCUUCACCAACGAAAUAUCCCAGAAAACCUUGCAAGCCAAGCCCUCAGCCCCCCCUCAAGACGUUAAGUGCAGCAGCUCCAGCUCCACCUCCCUGCUGGUAAGUUGGCGCCCCCCGCCUGUGGAGAGCCAGAAUGGCGCCCUGGCGGGGUACCUAGUGCGCUACCAGGUGGUGGGAGCCUCCGUAGAGGGUGGAGGCGGCGGUGCCGGAGAACCCAUGGAGGAGCCGGCCGUGCCGCCCAGGGACGGGCAGGUGCUGCUGCAGAAGCUGGAGAAGUGGACCCAGUACCGUGUCACCUUGGCCGCCUUCACCGAAAUCGGGCCGGGCCCAGAGAGCGAACCCCUGCUCUGCCGCACCGACGAGGAUGUUCCCGGAGCUCCUCCUAGGCGGGUCGAGGUGGAGGUGCUCAACUCCACGGCGCUCAAGGUCAUGUGGCGCUCCCUGUUGCCGGGGCGACAGCACGGCCAGAUCCGUGGUUACCAGGUGCACUAUGUGCGUGUGGAGAACGGGGAGUCGCGRGGCCUGCCCCUCAUCAAGGACGUCAUGCUUGCCGAUGCCCAGGAAAUGGUCAUCGGAGGGCUACAGUCGGACACCACCUACUCCAUCACAGUAGCUGCGUACACCACGAAGGGAGACGGYGCACGCAGCAAACCCAAACUGGUGGUAACCAAAGGAGCAGUGCCUGGGCCACCCUCUCUGUCGGUGGCUCAGGAUUCAGAGACGUCGGCCGUGGUGUGCUGGGACGCACCCGAUGUUAUGAUCCCUGGCAUGGGGCUGCAGGGUUACCGGCUUCAGUUUGGCCGUAAGGACGUGUCCCCCCUGGCUACUCUGGAGUUCACCCCCCAGGAGAGGCAGUACACGGUGGCUAGUGUCCACCGCGGUGCCACCUACCUCUUCAAAGUCCAGGCCAAGAGUCGGGGUGGCUUCGGUGAGGAGGCGACAGCCGAACUGCAGGUGCCCGAACACACACCCCAGGGGUACCCCCAAAUCAGAGAAACCUCCAACGUGACCUGCUGCUCGGUGGAGUUGUCAUGGUCGCCCCCGGUGCUGGCAGAGCGCAACGGGGACAUCACAGAGUACACGCUAGCAUACCAGGAGACGGGCUUGGGGGGCGUGCCCCGGGAACUCAGCCUGCCCGCAAGCCAGUCCAACUACGUGCUCAACAGCCUCAAACCCAACUCGGCGUACGACGUGAAAAUACGRGCGCACACGAGUGUAGGUCCAGGGCCCUACAGCCCGCCGAUCCAGUAUCGGACAGUGGCGUUUGAGACAGACGUCCCAAAGAACUUCACGGUGAAGUGGGUAACCAAGACGACGGUGUUGCUGACAUGGAAGUUUGUUGAGAGGCGGUUCCCAUUUCGGUGCACGAUCGAGUACAACCGUCAGAAGAUGGACGUAGACGCGCCGGCUGACCAAGGCGCUGGUCACCAGCCUGCGCCCAACACCACCUAUGAGUUCCGGGUCACGUGUCAGGAGAACACAGAGGGUGGACCUCGCCACCGUGUGGUCGAGACCACACCGCCCAUCCUGGUCAAGAAGCCCAGGCUGGACCUCUACUCGGAGCCAGACAACAUUCUGACCAGGUUUCGCCCCGUAGAGACCAAGGACAUCAAGGACUUUUAUGUGGUGGCGGUACCACUAAAAAAGGGUUUGGGUACUGCACGACAUCUCAAGAACCCAGACGAAAUGGACCUGGAAGAGGUAAGAACCAAGAAAUGGUUGUGGUCUGAAGUGCUCAGGUUUAGGGUGUGUCUGAAUGUGUUCAGUGUGUCCGGAUUGGCUCAGGCUCAGGUGUGUCUGAAUGUGCAUGUGGCACGUGUGAUGAGUACACACACAUGUGCGUGCGCCUCUCGUACAACGGUUACUACCCCCGGCGGUGGUGUUGAGUUCUCAGCCAGUAGGAAGAAGACGUAUUCCUGCCGGCGGGCUCCAGAGGUUGGCUCUCACAGGCUGCUGUGGCGGUGCUCUGUGCCCGGAGGUGAACGAGGUGGGGAGCUGCUUGAGCAGGCUGUGAAUGUAGGGCUUCUUCCCAUCCGCCUGGCUCAGCUGACGCCUGGUGCGCGCUUCGGGAAAAUGUUUGCGGCCAGCCCAUACACGGACUUAGUGGUGACCCCAGAGCUAGAGGCUGAUCCUCUGCCCAUGGAGACAGGCGGGGACGGCCUCAUCUGGGUGGUGGGGCCCGUCCUGGCCGUAGUCUUCAUCAUCUGCAUCGUCAUCGCCAUCCUCCUCUACAAGAACAGCAAACCUGACAGCCGCAAACGAAAGGAGUCAGAGCCCAGAACAAAAUGUCUGCUGAACAACGCAGAGAUCACCCCCCACCACCCCACAGACCCAGUGGAGAUGAGACGCAUUAACUUCCAGACCACAGGUAUGAUGAGUCAUCCCCCCAUCCCCAUCGCGGAGCUGGCUGAACACACGGAUCUUCUCAAAGCCAACGACAACCUGAAGCUCUCCCAGGAGUAUGAGUCCAUCGAUCCAGGCCAGCAGUUUACGUGGGAACACUCCAACCUGGAGGUGAACAAGCCAAAAAACCGCUACGCCAACGUCAUCGCCUACGACCACUCCCGCGUCAUCCUCGCACCCAUCGAAGGUAAGACCAUACCAUCAGGGUUCAGGCGGCCAUCAGCGUUGACUACGAACACUAAGGAGAGCAUCAAGUGUGACCAGUACUGGCCCAGUCGAGGCACAGAGACCUAUGGUAUGAACCCAGAAUGCUCCAGUGAGAAGCGGCGAGGUCCGUCAGUUGCCAGUUCACGGAGCGUGGCCCGACCACGGGUCCCCGAGUACCCCACCCCCUUCCUGGCCUUCCUCCGCCGGCGAUCAGCUCAGAUCUUUACUACUCUGCAGUCCUUCAUCUCUCUCUACUUCUAUCAUCUCUCCUUCUCUCACUUUCUAUCCUUCCCACUGUCACUCCAUUCCCCUCCAUCCAUCCCGUUGUCUCCCACCCCUUCUCCUUACCUCUCCAUAUCCCACUCUCAAUCCUUCCUUUCCCCCCCUCCCUCUCUCUCUACACCCCCCUUCCCCUCUCUCCUUCCUCACCACCCAUCUCUCCCUCCCUCCCUCCCUCCAUCCACCCACCCCUCUCUACAGCGCCUAGCCAACUCCAAGGCCCAUACGUCCAGGUUUAUCAGUGCCAACCUGCCCUGCAACAAGUUCAAGAACCGUCUGGUGAACAUCAUGCCCUACGAGACCACCCGCGUCUGCCUGCAGCCAAUCAGGGGCCUCGAGGGCUCAGACUACAURAACGCCAGCUUCAUCGACGGAUACAGGCAACAGAAGGCCUACAUCGCAACGCAYGGCCCGUUGGCAGAGACCACAGAGGACUUCUGGAGGAUGAUGUGGGAGAACAACUCCACUAUUGUAGUCAUGCUCACCAAACUCCGAGAGAUGGGCAGGGAAAAGUGUCAUCAGUACUGGCCCGCUGAGCGUUCGGCCAGGUACCAGUACUUUGUGGUGGACCCCAUGGCUGAGUACAACAUGCCCCAGUACAUCCUCCGAGAGUUCAAAGUCACCGAUGCCAGGGAGCAUACAGCGUAA